Messenger RNA from Astrephomene gubernaculifera, 1075 nucleotides. NCBI's taxonomy places the organism in Eukaryota, Viridiplantae, Chlorophyta, Chlorophyceae, Chlamydomonadales, Astrephomenaceae. The record is from the annotation of a GenBank genome assembly.
AGCACAUUGGUCUGCAAACAUCCAGGUUGACCUUUAUUGCUUAAACAUACCAACAUGGAAACGAAUAGUAGCCUCGUAGCGCGUGGCCGUGAAGACGAGCAUCGACCGCGACAAGUUACUGACAAUGACGUAUCGGCUGUGAUCGACACGUAUCGUGCCCAUACGUUCUCACUGUUGCUUCCCAUCCUACGAGUGGCAAUAACGACUCCGUCCUCCUUAUGGAUUCGAGGCGCACUUAUUCCUGUCUUUGCAGCUUUUGUCACAUAUCAACCAAACAGCAUUGCUCCGUACAUAGUAGGAUGCAUCGCGCUGCUACUUGUACCGCUGCUGCGACAACGGCUCACGGUUCUUCGUUGUUUCGGAGGACGAGCGCGUCCUGGGUUGCGUUGGGGUUCGGAGCAAGACUGGAGGCCAGGCGGAGCUGGUCUACCUGGCCGUCAGGCCCAAGCUGCCCCACGCAGCAGCCGUAGCGGACUCCCUGCUGGCUGCCGCCCUCACGCACGCGCGCCGCUCCGGCUUCAAGGAGCUCGUGCUGCAGCUCAACUCGGCGGAGGCCGGGCUGCUCCAGGCGGCGCAGCGGGCGGGGCUGGGCGGCGCGCAGAUGAUCCGCAUCAACGCCUGGUUCCACGCAGUCCGCCUGACGAGCAACCUCAAGCGGGGGCGGUGACGCGCGGGUCACCGUGGGAAGCGGGGAAAGGGGGUCGAGGACAAAGAAACCUCGGGAGGGCUGAACCGAAGAGACGUCUGCGUUGUUGUAGGAGGCGCUGGGGCGCUAGAGAUGCGCGCGACGACUGCUGGCUGUGUGGAAGGGCUGUGUCAUAUCCCCGCGGCUGUAGGCGAGGGCGAUGCGUCGAGGUGCCGCAUGCAACAGCUGGUCGGCAUGAUUCAUGCAGCAUGCAAGUUGCUUGCUGGUGUUCCCUGUGUCCAGGGACGCGCUGCUCUUGGCAGCGGUGGUGUAGGCAUCCAUGCAUGUGUGUUGGCUGUUGGCUAGCAGUGUAACCUCAUGGCUCCGUGGAGAGGUUCAGGGUAAAGCAGGAUGUAGGCGAUAUCGACGCAUCCAAAGCAGCACACUUGG